Penicillium odoratum is the source of this 1014-nucleotide messenger RNA. RefSeq names its product mitochondrial 54S ribosomal protein uL22m. The record is from RefSeq and is a predicted model, not a curated record. Bases 1 to 1014 code for a protein of 337 amino acids. Gene Ontology annotation, biological process: ribosome assembly; translation. Gene Ontology annotation, cellular component: mitochondrial large ribosomal subunit; ribosome. Lineage: Eukaryota; Fungi; Ascomycota; Eurotiomycetes; Eurotiales; Aspergillaceae. The transcript is spliced from 2 exons. Gene Ontology annotation, molecular function: structural constituent of ribosome.
AUGGGCGCUGUCUUACCUUAUGGGCAGCUGGUUCGGACUGCGGCCCGAGCCCGUGUCGCCUAUGUCCCCCGACGGACAUUGACUACAACCCCCAUUCUCUACGCUCAAAAUGACCAACCCGGCAAGAAAAAGACAUCUUUCUUCUCGUCAAUGAAGGAUUGGAUCCUUGGUGAAAGUCCCGAAACAAAGCCUCGGGCUCGCAAAGCGGCAGCACGCCAGCAAGGUGAACUCGGAACAAGCUCUAUUUUUGCAGAGGAUAUGAGCAACACUUCCGGACCUAAACCCUCCCGCAAGAAGGAAGCUACAGAGCAACAACAAGACGGCAAACCCCACAAAAGUCUGGAAGAGCGCGACAAGGCCCACCUCCAAUUUGCUCUGAACCCCAACCCGAAGGCCCAGCUCCGAUGGGAGAAGAAGAUGGUCAUCCGUGAGAUCCGGAAACGUGGCCGUCUCCCCAAAGCAGUCCAGAUCAAGCGAACAGAGCGUGAAUCGCUUUCCAAGUCACACUGGUUCAAGACUUCUGUCAAGAAGCUGGGCCCCCUGGCCCGCCAGAUUGCCGGCAAGAACAUCGACGAGGCCAUCCUGCAGAUGCGUUUCAGCAAGAAGAAGGCCGCUCUCGAUGUGCUUGGCCACCUUGAGCACGCGAAGAACGUCGCCAUGGUCCGUGCCGGCAUGGGCCUGCCGGAGGAGAAAGCUGAGCCCACCAAACCUCUCACCGUUGUCCUCAAGUCUGGCGAGCGCAAGACUAUCACCGAUCCCACAAAUAUCUAUAUUCAAGAAGCUUGGGUCAACCGUGGUCCCUAUGGACACGGCAUGGACCACCGUGCUCGUGGUCAGAUCAACCGGCUGCGUCCCCCAGCCACUGGUCUUUCGGUUGUGUUGAAGGAGGAGAAGACCCGUAUCCGUGAGUGGGAGGAGCGGGAGGCUACCGCACUGCGGAAGCGCAAAGAGCAGCUCUGGGUCCAAUUGCCGGACCGGAAGAUUUCUGCUCAGAACCAGUAUUACAGCUGGUAA